This is a messenger RNA of Oikopleura dioica, 1956 nucleotides long. NCBI's taxonomy places the organism in Eukaryota, Metazoa, Chordata, Appendicularia, Copelata, Oikopleuridae. The record is from the annotation of a GenBank genome assembly.
AUGAAGCUGAGCUUUGUGAUUGCUGGCUUCGUGGCAGCAGGGAAGAACAAGAAGGAGAAAAAAGAGUUUACUAGGGCUUACGAUAAGGCUCUCAAAAAUCCACUGAAAGCCACAUGGGAUAUCGGAAGUGAAAGCCUAACUUUGAGCGGAGACAGCAGUGUCCGAGACAAGGGUUGGCUCGAUGGAGGCUACUGGUGCGACGACCAAACCCUCGAUUCACCCUCAUUUCGUCGAGGUGUUCAAGUAAAUGAGCCGCAAAGCCGAAUUAUUGGCGGAGAGAAUGCGCAAGUGAAUGCUUGGCGCUGGAUCGGAUACUUUUAUGGUUGCGGUUCGACAUUGAUUGCUUCUGAUUGGGCUUUGACUGCAGCGCAUUGCUGUACUAUUCCGGUUGAGUACUUUGACGGCAAAGAGCUGUGCUUUGGCCGAGACGUGAAAAACAUGAAGGACGAUUUUGAGCAAUGCUCUGAGAUUGCUGAAAUCAUUCCGCACCCAGGUUACGAUCGUUCGGAAACAGUCCUCAACGACAUCUGCCUCCUCCGACUGAAGAAAAGGCUGAGCUACGGAGAAACUGUCCAACCUGCAUGUCUCCCAAAACAAGGAGAAUCUCUCGAGUCUCUUUACCCAGAUUUCGUCGGAAAUGAACAAGGAGACAACAAUGACUGUUUUGUCGCCGGAUGGGGAUAUCGCCAAGAAGGCUGGUACAUGAGCUUGCCGACGAUUCUUCAAGACGCAAAAGUCAACGCUCUGAAAAACGAAACAUGCGAGGCUGCAUAUACUAGAGAAGUUCACGGACGAAUCAAUGAGUAUUACCGGCGCGAUGUGAUGAGCUGCUUCGGUCAUCUUGAGGGUGGAAUCGAUGCAUGCCAAGGGGACUCAGGCGGACCUAUGAUUUGCUUGGAGAAAUCGACAACCGUCAAUGGCCAUACUAAUCCAGUACUUCGAGGAGUCGUCUCCUGGGGAGAAGGAUGUGGACGUGAAGGCCGUCCAGGUGUCUAUGCUAGAACAAGCGCUUUUGUCGACUGGAUCCAGAGCACAAUCCAAGACAAAUCAACAUUCGUGAAUCCACAAUGCCCCGACCCAGAGAACUAUUUCAUAAUUCAAGGUGGGGCCGUUCUGGACUGCAGUUGGGAAAUGUGUACCGUUCACUGUACUCAACCAGGACUCACUCCUUCCGUGAGCGAAGUUAACUGCGAUGUUCGCCGACGGAACUGGAAUCCUUUCUUGAGCGGCACCGUCAUCACCUGUGCCGAAGACACAGGAGUUUUCACGAACUGCGGGGCGUUGACCGAUUUUUAUAAUGAAGUCGAUACAGACAAUAUUGAUUUCAACUGCUCUGGAAACACUUGCAAUUUAGAAGCAAAAGACCCGUCGAGGCACGAAGUUUUUCCGAAAAGGAUCUGGUGCCAAGGAAAUCGCCCGAACUAUCAAGGAAACAAACUCAUUGCUUACCCAAAAGGAUCAACAGCCAAUUGUGGUAAUUUUUACGAAGCGUGGCCGACCGCCUUGGAAGCUGGAAUCAGAGCUGAAUGCUCUAAUUACAAGUGUGAGCUUCAUCCAGCAGAUGGUGAUGAUAUUGUCUGGCCUUUCAAGUUUCCCAAGUGCAGCAGAGGUAAAUGGUCGUUCGGAAGACAGGCCAUCCCAGAAGAUACUGUUUUCAAGUCUAUCUCUUGGAGCGAAUACAGAGAGGAAGACAACCCAUAUUUGGACUGUGGAAGGUCAGAAAGAACGAUGUCAGAUUUCGGAAGCUUUGUGGGGGACAAGAAUCAAUUCAGAAGUUUUUCUAACGAAAUUGCUUUCUGUUACCCUGAUAAUUGGUUCAACAUCAAUUACUGCAACUUCUACUGUCCAACAUCGAACCCAAACAAACCCAGAAAGAUCAAUACGACAUUCAAAUGUGCAAAAGGAAACUGGAAGCCGAAGCUCACCAAGAAACGACAAAACAGUCUCAGAUGCUAA